Messenger RNA from Pipistrellus nathusii (Nathusius's pipistrelle), 810 nucleotides. The record is from the annotation of a GenBank genome assembly. NCBI's taxonomy places the organism in Eukaryota, Metazoa, Chordata, Mammalia, Chiroptera, Vespertilionidae.
AUGUUGCUUCCAGAUCCCAUGUCAACACCAAGUCCUCAGUUGCUGGUGGCAGCUGCUCAGCGGACCCUGAGCGUGGGAAAGAGACGGGGCCCAGCCCGGGCUGUCUGCCUUCACCUAGCUGGAGAGGUCCUGGCCGUGGCCCGGGGACUGAAGCCAGCUCUGCUCUAUGAUUGCAACAGUGCAGGGACAUCGGAGAUCCAGAACUACCUGGGGGAGCUGCAGGGCCUGGGCUUCCUAACCAAGGGACUUCACAUCCUUGACAUUGGAGGCAACAGCCUGAUCAUCAUACCUGAACAUGUAUGUCAGCACCUGCAGCAGGUGCUGCUUGGUGCUGUAGCCUUUGUGGAUGUUUCCAGCUCCCAAGCUCAUCCUUCUGUCUGCUCCCUGGACCAGCUUCAGGACUUGAAGUCCCUCGUAGCCAAGAUCAUCACCCAUCUGCAGGGGUUGCAGAGGGACCUCUCCCUGGUUGUCUCCUGCAGCAGACUCUGCUCCUCAGACUGGAAUCUCUGUACUGUGUUCGGGAUACUCCUGGGCUACCCUGUUCCCUAUACCUUUCACCUGAACCAGGGAGAUGACAACUGCUUGGCCUUGACCCCACUACGGGUAUUCACUGCUCGGAUCUCAUGGCUUCCUGGUCAGCCCCCAGUCUUGCUCUAUUCCUUUAGUGUCCCAGAGAGCUUGUUCCCAGCCCUGAGAGACAUUCUACACACCUGGGAGAAGGGCCUUAGGACUCGAUGCAGGGCUCAGAAUGACUUUACUGACCUCAGCAUCUCCUCUGAGAUAGUCACCCUGCCAGCUGUGGCCCUCUGA